Messenger RNA from Podospora bellae-mahoneyi, 627 nucleotides. RefSeq lists its product as uncharacterized. The record is from RefSeq and is a predicted model, not a curated record. Bases 1 to 627 code for a protein of 208 amino acids. NCBI's taxonomy places the organism in Eukaryota, Fungi, Ascomycota, Sordariomycetes, Sordariales, Podosporaceae. The transcript has 2 exons.
AUGGCCCGAAAUAAACCCCGUCUGUAUGUGGCAUUGUAUGCCAGAGGAGGUGCUGCCAGGAUGCCAGGAGGCGAGGACAGAUAUCACUGGGCCCUGAUCACCGGCCCCAAGCGAGAAGCCGAUGCUUCUCGCGGGAAACGAUACCAUGCCAAAGAGCCACGACCAGGAGUGUGGGAGUACAGCGAACAAAACACUGGCACCGCAUCCACCCUCAUGAUCCUGGUCCGUAUCCGUACCGCCAAAGGCAAGAACAUGGUCCGGCUCGAACAAGUACUGCGGAGUGUACCCAUUAGGGUUGGGCAGCCGGGUUGGAACUGCGUGGAGUGGGUCAGAGAGGCGUUGUCGGCCCGGGCCGGAGACGGGAAGGCCCUCGGGACUUCCAGGAUUGACUGGCAGACUGUGAGGGUCACGGCGAUGCGGUAUUUGCGGCAAAAGGCAGCUGAGCACCGGUUUGAUGGCAGAACCAGGCCGGGCCAGAUCAAACUUUUACAUGUUUUCGCCUGCUCGCUACGCCACCAUUAUUCUAUCCCGAGCUCAUAUUUCCACGCACUUAUAUUCCUCUCUCGCAGAGCCCAUAUUGAGUUCUCAAGCUCCUUUUGUCUCUCCUCAAUCCCCUUGGCAAGAUGA